Messenger RNA from Aspergillus uvarum CBS 121591, 333 nucleotides. RefSeq lists its product as uncharacterized. The record is from RefSeq and is a predicted model, not a curated record. Bases 1 to 333 code for a protein of 110 amino acids. NCBI's taxonomy places the organism in Eukaryota, Fungi, Ascomycota, Eurotiomycetes, Eurotiales, Aspergillaceae. The transcript is spliced from 2 exons.
AUGUCUGGACAGGUCGAAAACAUCCCCCUGCACACCCGCGAGCCCGGUGACGAGAUCACCGAGGCUGACCUGGCCAAGCUGCUGGCGGCAUCUGACCCUCUUACCUCUGCUGCCGUUGCUACUGCGGUCACCCAAGGGACUAGUACUAUUACCUUUAACCUCGAAGACUUGUUCGUCGAAUAUACGUACGAUGACGAGGAUGAAGAUGGUUUUGGUGACGAGGAUGGAGAUGACGAGGAGGGCGAGGAGGACGAUGACGGUAUGGAUGAAGUCUACUAUAAUGAGGCUACGGAUGGAUGGCUCGGGCUUGGUGGGCGAGUGUCUAGGAUGUAA